GCAUACGGCUGGAGAGAGAUGAACCAAACGAUACGGGAUUGGAUCGAGCGCGACCCAUCCCGUCCCGUCCCUUGCCGCCGAGCGGCCAGUCGUUCCCCCACCUCACCACCCACCUCCCUCCGCCGGCCGGUAGGCGACGCGCCCCGGAGCUGCCUGCCCCCCUCUCAGCUUCCCGGCCCGUCUCCCCUUACCAGCGCGGCGAGGUGCCCGGCGGCGACCGGGUUCCGGCAGCCCUAGUAGGAGCACCGGCGCAUCGGCGAUGCCCCUGGUGGUAGCCGGGUCAUCCUCUUCGGGCGGCCCCGCAUUCCCGCCAGGGUUUGCUCUUCAGCCGGCCUACGCUCCAACAGACACCGCUCCGGGAAUGAACUUGGGACAACAUGCCGAUAACAUGCCGGUUAACAACGUUAGUGGCAAGCAGGCUGUUUGGACAACCGCCAUGUCGUCCUUUGUGCUUAAGUUCAUGGCUAACCUGGUGACCAGUGGAACUAGAGCCUCCAACAGUUUCAGGCAAGUUCAUCAUAAAAGCUGUGCAAAGGCUUUGAACGAGCGCUUCAAGCUUCAAGUAACUGCCGCUCAGAUUUCUAACCACCUUCGGAAGUGGAAAAGAAUAUGGGGAAGGGUUAACAAGCUCAAGAGCUUAAGUGGUGCUCUUUGGGAUGAGCAUACAUGCACCAUUGUGCUUGAUCAGGAGCAUUAUGCCAGUCACGUUAAGGACCACCAUAGUGAUGCCGACUUGUUGAACACUCCGAUCGAGCACUAUCAUGAGAUGGCUACAAUCUGUGGCAACGGCAUGGUUUCAGGUGUAUAUGCUAGCAGGAGUAGCAAUGAGCUUCUUUCCACAGACGUGGCUGAUGAUGAAUUUGAAAAUGAAGAUACCAAUGGGGAGAGUGACCCUAUUGCUACAAAUGUGACUGAGAAUGAAAUGGAAAACAGAAAAACUAAUGAAGCGAGUGACCCUCUUGCUAUCGUUGUGAUCGAGAAUGGCAAAACCUGUGAAGAGGCCACACAAUCUUUUACUAACACUGAUGGAGGAAACUUUGGUGAUCCCUCUAGCAGUUUACCACCACCAAAGAAGGCCAAGAUGUCUCACUUGGAUUUAUCACAACAACGCGAUGCUCCAGCUAUGCAGCCAGACGUGGGUAUAUCACAUGGAAUGAACUUGGAACAGCAUGCGGAUAACAUUGCGGAUACUAAUGGUGGUGGUGGGCAACUUGUUUGGACAAAUGCCAUGUCAUCCUUUGUGCUUCAGUUCUUGACUAACCUAGUGGCCAGUGGAACUAGACCCUCUCAUGUUUUCAAGCAAGUUCAUCUUAAAAGUUGUGCUCAGGCUUUGUGUGAGCACUUCAGGGUUCAAGUGAAUGCUGCACAGAUUUCUAACCAUCUUAGGAAAUGGAAGAAAAUAUGGAAAAAGGUUAACAUACUCAAGAGUUUAAGUGGCGCUCUUUGGGAUGCGAAUACUUGCACCAUUGUGCUUAAUCAUGAGCAUUACACAGCUCACGUUAAGGACCACCAUCAUGAUGCUGAUUUCUUGAACACUCCAAUUAAGAACUACCGUGAGAUGGCGACAAUCUUUGUCAAAGGCAUGGCUUCAUCCAGGCCAGCUAGGAGUAGCAACGAGUCUCUUGCUAGGGGCGCGCCUGAGAAUGGAAUCGAAAAUGAAAACGUGAAUUGGGUGAAUGCCCUUAUUCCUAAAGGUGUUGAAGAGGCCGCAAUGUCUUUUACCAGCACCGAUGAAGGGAACAGUGGUGAUUCGUCUGACAGCUUACCUCCCCCACCCCCACCAAAGAAAGCCAAGGUAAAAAACGAUGACAGGCUGCUAUGUACCAUGACCCGUGUUCUCGAUCGCCUAGCAGAAGCCAUAGAGAAAUGCAGUAGGAGAGACACUGAUGUCCCCGACGACCUUUGGGCGAACAUGAAGAGCCUCCCAGGGUUUGAACAGGAGCAUCUUGCCCACUACUAUGCUUAUUUGUGCGAGAAUGCUCACGUUGCCAGGGCAUUUGACAAGCUUAGCGUGCCUCACAAAACGAUCUGGGUUAAUAGGUACAUCAAGAACCACCUCUCGGCCUAGUUGGUACCUACGAUGGUAGGGUUGGGCUAUGGUAAUACUUACUCCCUCUAGUGUCAAAAACGUUCUUAUAUUAUGGGACGGAGGGAGUAGUUUUUUGUAUGGACCAUAACAUAGGAAUGCAGCUGAUCUUUAUAUGCGUGAUCCUGUACAUGCUAGAAGAUGCCAUGGUUUGGUAUGAUAAUUGGAGAUGGAGGAUGUCACAUGCUGAAUGCCGUGUUAGGCAGGCAUGUCAGGAUGAGCCAGGAAGGCAAAGUAAUUUUAUGUUUGAUGUUUUAACUGAUGCUGUUCUCAGCUCACUUGGUCAUUGUUGCCAUAUUGUUAUUGGGACGCUUGCUGGUAUGUACUA
Triticum dicoccoides is the source of this 2414-nucleotide messenger RNA. RefSeq lists its product as uncharacterized. The record is from RefSeq and is a predicted model, not a curated record. The transcript has 7 exons. Bases 260 to 2068 code for a protein of 602 amino acids. NCBI's taxonomy places the organism in Eukaryota, Viridiplantae, Streptophyta, Magnoliopsida, Poales, Poaceae.